Molecule: messenger RNA, 1689 nt
Organism: Anopheles bellator
Lineage: Eukaryota; Metazoa; Arthropoda; Insecta; Diptera; Culicidae
Product: knirps-related protein-like
Exons: 3
Coding region: 1-1689 (562 amino acids)
Biological process (GO): regulation of DNA-templated transcription
Molecular function (GO): DNA-binding transcription factor activity; zinc ion binding; sequence-specific DNA binding
Source: RefSeq, a predicted model, not a curated record
AUGAAUCAGCAGUGCAAAGUUUGUGGCGAACCGGCCGCCGGAUUCCACUUCGGAGCGUUCACUUGCGAAGGUUGCAAGUCGUUCUUCGGGCGGUCGUACAACAACCUGUCGUCGAUAUCGGAGUGCAAAAACAAUGGCGAGUGCAUCAUCAACAAGAAGAACCGGACCGCCUGCAAAGCCUGCAGGCUGCGCAAAUGCCUGAUGGUGGGCAUGUCGAAGAGCGGUUCCCGGUACGGACGGCGUUCGAACUGGUUCAAGAUCCACUGCCUGCUGCAGGAGCAGCAGCAAGCGGCCCAGCAGCACCAGCAGCAACACCAGCAACAACACCAAGGCCAGGGCCCCCACCAGAAGCCACCGCCUCCGCCACCGGUCGGCAUGCAUCCGGGAAUGUUCCACGGGGCAUCCCCGUACGGACUGUAUGCGCGGCCCCCCUGCACCAAGGAGGAACUGAUGCUGCUCGGACUCGAGGAGUACACCAAGCACCCGGCGUCGGCCUCCCCGUCGGUCAGCUCUCCCGACAGCCACAACUCGGACAGCUCGAACGAGAUCAACGACCGGCGGAACGCGCUGCUGCGGCAGGGCAAGUCGCUCCACCACGACUCCGGUCUCGGCAAGGACCUCUUCCUGCCGCUCCCGUUCGGUGGCCUACCGCUGAUGCCACCGCCCGGCUUCCUGCCCUCAUCGCACCUGAUGUUCCCCGGGUUCCACCCGGCGCUCUACUCGCACCCGCAGGCGGGUCUCCUGAAGCCGGCCGAUGGGCCUCACCUGACUUUGCCCAGCUCGCCGCUGGCCAACAACAACAACAGUCGCUUCACGCCAAAUCACAACACCGAGCCUAACCCACAUCAGACACUGGCCGGUGGUAGCGAUAGUGGCAAGUCACCCGACUCCUACUCCAAGCGCUACAUCCUCGAUCAGGUGCUGGAGUCACAGCGUUGCCCGAGCAACGGGACCGUCAGCAGCGACAAGGACGAACCGGAGCCGGAAGAGGUCGGCCCAGCGACGAUGACGCCACCAAGAUCACCAGUCGUUUCGGUGGUAUCGCAGCCUUCGUCGGCCACCUCCGUUCGGCAGUCAGGACAUCAUCAGCACCAGCACCAAAACCACAACCAUCACCACCACAAUCACCAGCAGGACAAUCCGAUCGAUCUGAGCAUGAAGACGGGCAGUAGCUGCACCUCGGUGGACGACCGGCGAUCCUCGAUCUCCGGGGCCGAGUCGAACGGGUCCGAUGAUGAAGCUGCCACCGUCACCGUCGACAGCCGCACGCCGCCCGCUCUGGAUGGGUUCUCUAAGUACGCGCCCGCUGUGGCCACUAAAAGCGUAACGACCCCCAACAACAACAACAACAACAACAGCAUUGGCAACCAUCAAGUCGCAUCGCUGACUCCUUCACCGACCAAGCAACACCUGGGGUCUCCAAUCCACCGGUCAGAGUCGCCGCAGCAGGUCGUCCGCCAGCACCACCCACCAGCACACCAUCCGUACCACCCGCAGCACCUGGCACGGCGGCACCAUCGCCACCAGGCACUCGGCCACCACCACCACCAUCACCUCCACCACCUCCAGCAGCGGGGCAGUGGCAGCGAGUCCGACCUGGAACCGGACCUGGAGACGGAGUACAACCGCGAGGUGAAUCGCAUGAAGCUGCAGGGCACCACGCCGUUGGACCUGACCACCAAGGUCUAG